Molecule: messenger RNA, 1756 nt
Organism: Bombus huntii
Lineage: Eukaryota; Metazoa; Arthropoda; Insecta; Hymenoptera; Apidae
Gene: Cda4
Product: chitin deacetylase 1
Exons: 9
Coding region: 90-1550 (486 amino acids)
Biological process (GO): carbohydrate metabolic process
Cellular component (GO): extracellular region
Molecular function (GO): chitin binding
Source: RefSeq, a predicted model, not a curated record
AUUACCUUUAAACAUUUACAUUCGGACGUAAGUGCUGUGUAAAUUUAAUCAAACUGUAACAAGAAUUGGAGAAACGAUUUUCGUGAAGGAUGACGUCAAAAAGGAGUCGAUUGCUGUUCUGUGUCGUCGUGUUCAUCGUUGCCACAGUUUACGGACAGAAAACUGCUAAAAAGGAGGAAGAGAGAAAAGAUGAAGAAUUCAAAUGCCCUGAAGGUCAAGGCAAUGGUAAUUUUGCAGAUCCAGCUACAUGCAGAAGAUUUUAUCAGUGCGUCGACGGCUAUCCGUAUCUAAACAGGUGUCCGUCGGGGCUACAUUUCGAUGAUAUUAGUAAAUUUUGCACUUUUAAAAAUGAAGCACGUUGCGGACCUAUUGCCACAACCCCACCGCCUGUCACCGAACCACCAAUUGACUUAGCAGAGAAGUGUGAUCCCGCGAACUGUCAGCUACCUUAUUGUUUUUGUUCAAGAGAUGGUACGAUAAUUCCUGGUGGUCUUCACCCAGAAGAAACACCACAAAUGAUAAUAAUGACAUUCGAUGGAGCAAUAAAUCACAAUAACUUCGAUCAUUAUCAAAAAAUAUUUGCCACUAAUCGAUUAAAUCCAAACAACUGUCCUUUGAAAGGAACAUUCUUUAUCUCUCAUGAAUAUUGUAAUUAUAAUAUGGUACAAAGUUUAGCACACGAUGGACAUGAAAUUGCUACCGAGACUAUAUCACUACAAAAGGGAUUAGAAGAUAAAGGAUAUGAGGAAUGGGUUGGAGAAAUGAUAGGAAUGCGAGAGAUACUUAAGCAUUUUAGUAAUAUUUCAAUAAGUGAAAUUGUAGGCAUGAGAGCUCCAUAUUUAAAACCAGGUCGAAAUACUCAGUACAAAGUAUUGGAAGAUUUUGGAUACAUAUACGAUAGCAGUAUUGGAAUUUCUCCAUUAAAAGUACCAAUUUGGCCAUAUACUCUUGAUUAUAAGAUUCCACAUGAAUGUAAAGCAGGCACAUGUCCUACUAAAUCAUUUCAAGGAGUAUGGGAGUUACCAUUGAAUGCACAUUAUGUUGAAAGCUACGAAGGAGGACAUUGUCCAUACUUGGAUCAAUGUGUGCUUCACAAUCAUGAUCCUGAGGAAGUUUUUGAGUGGUUGCAAGAAGAUUUUAAUCGUUAUUACGAACAAAAUAGAGCACCAUACAUGAUGCCAUUUCAUACUAACUGGUUUCAAAUAAAGGAACUCGAACGUGGACUGUCAAAGUUCCUUGAUUGGGCAGUAACACUACCCGAUGUGUACUUUGUAACAGCUACUCAAGCUCUUACAUGGAUAACUGAUCCAAAACCGAUAAAAUCUCUGAAUAAUUUUGAAGGAUGGUCAUGUAAAAAGAAAGAAAAUCUUCCUGGACCACCAUGUAACAAUCCAAAUAAAUGUGCUUUAGAUUUCAAACCUACAGAAUCAAAUUUUACUACAACAAGGUAUUUAGAAACAUGCAGGGAAUGUCCUAAUAAAUAUCCCUGGUUGGGAGAUUCAAAAGGAACUGGACUGUACAAUGAUAAUUAUAAUCCUGAAAAGAAAUAGAAAUGUUCAAAAUCUAGAAUGAUAAUUAGAAAGAAUUUAAUUAAUUCUCUUUUGUUGUUGUUUAUAUAAGUAACAUUUAUAAUAAAUGUAAAAUUUUUCUACUUGGAAGCAGUUCAAGGCAAUAUACAAUAUACAUAUAUAAAAAUGACAAAUAUAUUAAAGAGGAAAUGGCAAAUAAACGAUAUAAGUUCUCAAAGAAUUUAAAA